This is a messenger RNA of Uranotaenia lowii, 3046 nucleotides long. RefSeq names its product structural maintenance of chromosomes protein 5 (gene SMC5). Gene Ontology annotation, biological process: double-strand break repair via homologous recombination. Lineage: Eukaryota; Metazoa; Arthropoda; Insecta; Diptera; Culicidae. The annotation marks the transcript as partial. Gene Ontology annotation, molecular function: ATP hydrolysis activity; ATP binding. The transcript has 6 exons. Gene Ontology annotation, cellular component: Smc5-Smc6 complex. The record is from RefSeq and is a predicted model, not a curated record.
CGGUUAAAAGCGCGAAUUUGGUCGUGUCGUUUGUUCUUCCAGUAAAAUUCCUCCCAAUUUUCUGUUAAAUCUUGUUUGUUCACUUUCGUUGGAGUAGUUUAAUGUUGUUUAACCGUUCGUUAUUCAAAUGGCCAAUUCUGUUAUCGGAAAAAUCAAAUCGGUUGCCGUAAAGGAUUUUGUUACCUACGAUGUAGCCGUUUUCUAUCCGGAUGAGCACCUAAACAUAAUCAUCGGUCCCAAUGGCACUGGAAAAUCGACGAUUGUUGCCGCCGUCGUUCUCGGCAUGGGAGGACACUGUAAGCUGUUGUCCCGGUCCGGAAGUCUGGAAGAUUACGUCAAAAACGGGAAGGAAGUUGCCCAAAUCGAGAUAGCCAUCUUCAAGAAUGCCAAACGGGGAGUUAUCAUUUUCAACCGGGUGUUCGACCGGAAUGGGUCAGAUCGGUUCGAAAUCGACGGGACCAAGGUGUCUCACAAGGAAUUUCUGAACCGCAUCCGCCAACUGAACAUUCAGAUCGAUAAUCUGUGCCAAUUUCUGCCCCAGGAUCGGGUGCAAGACUUCACCAAAAUGAAUCCCAGGGAGCUGUUGCUCAAUACUCAGGCUUCCGUCUGCCGGCCGGAAAUGUACCAGCUGUGGGAACAGCUGCUCGAAAAGCGGAAAGAGCAGAAAAACGUGUUCAAAUCGAACGUGGACAAUUUGACCCGGCUGAAGGAGGCGGAAGCCAAAAACGAGGAGCUACGUGCUCAGAUCGAAAAUAUGCGCGUUCGAAAAAACUUCGUCAAAGAUCUGGAAGUUUGUAAUGCGCGAAAAGCUUGGCUGGAGUACGAGAAUAUCUAUCUGGAGUACAAUUCUACCAAGGAAGAUUUGCAACUCGGUAAAAAGAAUCUGGACGAAAAAGAGAAACGUUUGAAUCCGCUAAAAUCCAAGGCUGUCAAGCUCAAUAAAACCAAGGCUGACAUGAACGAAAACAUCAAAACCGAACAAGCCUCCGUAUCUGCUCAUUCGAGUAAACUGCGGCAACUGGAAACCCGGACCGAAUCCCUGGAAGAUUCCAUUGCCAAACAGAAACGGGACCUCCAGGAUGCGAUUUCGCAUGCCGCCGGGAGACAAUCGGAGCUAGACCAGGCUCGGCAAAGUCUGGCGCUUGCCGUUCAGGAUUGUAAACAUGCCUACCAGGAGCUGGGUCCAGAGGCAGAACAGACACGCCGAAAAGCGGAGCUGACGGUCAAAAUAAACAAGCAUCGACAGGAGUGCGACCUUCUGAUGGGUCGCCGAAACGAUUUGAAUCAGAAGCUGGAAUCGGAGCUGAAACCGGAAAUGGUCAGCAUCCAGCGUCGGAUCGAUGCACUCGAAAAUGUGGCAACGGUCAAGUUGAAGCUGCUACAGUCUCAGUUCGAGAGCACCUAUCGGGCAACGCUUUGGUUGCGAGACAACCAGCAUCUGUUCCGAGCUCGCAUCUACGAACCGAUGAUUCUGGAGCUGAACGUCCCUAACAGCGAGAAUGCCAAGUAUUUGGAAAAUACAAUUAACAAACGUGACAUGAUAGCCUUCACCUGUGAAGACAAGGAAGAUAUGGCACUGUUCUUGCGAAAAGUACGGCAGGAGAUGCAACUGGAAGGCGUCAAUGUGGUUUUCUCGGAAGCCGCCGAUGAUCUUCACUACCAACCGAAAAUUCCCAUUCAAAGUUUAGAGCGCUACGGGUUCCGUUCCUACUUGAUCGACAUGGUCGAAGGACCCUACCCGGUGCUCAACUUCCUAUGCAAACUCUACAACUUGCACAACGUUCCUGUUGGUGUUAAUGAAACCUCAAAAUAUGCCUCCCAAGUGCCAGAUGAAAUCCGAUUGUUCUUCACACCCACCAAUCGCUUUUUCAUGAGCAAAUCGAAAUAUACCGGUGAGAAAAGCUCACGGUGCGAUGAAUUGCACGCCCUAAAUCUACUGAACAAAAACGUUGACCCGGAAAUUCUGGAAGAGCGCAAAGGAGCCCUGCAACGAUUGGUCAAGGAAUGUGACAAACUUCGUAACCACCGGAAUCAGAUCGAAGAUCAAAUUAAAUCGGUUCAGGACCAAUGCACCGAACUGACCACCCAGAAGAAACAAAUCGACGAAAAGUUUAACCGCUACGAGCAAUGCAAGCUCAAACUCAAACGACUGGAGAAAAAGUGCACCGAACUAGAAACCCGCCUCGUGGAUGUUAGCUCCGAGAAAAUAAAGUUCAAAGACGCCUGUAAAAAGAUUAUAGACGAUUUGAUGCGGGUUCACACUCAAAAAGUAACGGUUCUCGAUGACUAUCUAGCCGCUACAAUCAAAAUGGAGAAAAUAAAAGAAGAACUAAACAUUUUCCUGACCCAAAACGCAGACCUCGAGAGUGACAUCCGUUCGGCGCAAGAUGCCGUAGAUUCUGCCAAACGUAGUUUCGAAUCCGUAAACAGAAAAUUUGAGGAAAUAAAAGAUCGUCUCAAACAGAAACAAACCCAAGCUAAAAAGCUAACUGCUAAUACAACACCCUCAAAUGACAAUUUCCCAUACAAAAGCGAGUUCGAAAAACUUCCAAGCACAAUCGAGGACCUGAACAACCAUAUGGACGAAAUCCAGGCUCGAAUCGACUGUAUGUCCCAGAACAACGGGAACAUCGAACAGGAGUACGAAGCGCGCCAGAGGCAGAUAGAGGAGCUACGUAAGGCGGCCACCGAUAUCCGGACCAGUACCGAGGCCUUGGAGGCGGAACUGCAACGGUUGCACGACGAAUGGUAUCCGGAGAUCAAUCGGGUAGUCCAGGUUAUAAAUGGAAAUUUUUCCCGGUUCAUGAGCACCAUGGGAUUUGCCGGGGAGGUGGAGAUCACCAGGAAUAAUGAGCGUGACUACGACGAGUACGGUAUCCAGAUUCGUGUCAAGUAUCGGAACAUCGAGAAGCUGCAGGCCCUGGACCGGCAAGUGCAAUCGGGCGGCGAACGAGCCGUGGCCAUCGCCAUCUACACCCUGUCGCUGCAGCACAUCACGCACGUUCCGUUCCGUUGCGUGGACGAAAUCAACCAGGGCAUGGAUCCG